AUGUUCAAUGCUCCUUUGGUUUUUUUUUCCCUGCUGGAUUGCCCAAUCAGCAUCCGUUAUUUCGAGACGCUAAAGAUCUUGUUGUGGUUCUCCAACACUGGCUCUUCGUGCACUACUGAUGGCUCCAGGGGACUCGACGUUCCACCGAUACGAAGCUUACGGUAUUACUUGCACAAUACUGUACAAACAACCUCCAUUUACUUGCUGCCCACUACUACGUUUGCUGAUCCCUCGCACUGGUUAUCUGUUUCAAGUACCUGGUCUAUUAUCUCUCUAUCGUUUGACAAGCAAUACAACAGAAUAGCCGACUCGCAGAAAUUUACAGAGUUGAAAUACGAUGUCCUCUACCACUACCGGUGGCGCAAAAUUCAAGUUCACCGGAAACGUGCACUCGGCAGCCUCCGCCUCGUCCCUUCAACUUCAGCUAUCAUCAGCAUACCUGCCCUCGCUCCCUUUGAAGAUCCCCGCUCGCCUCCUGAACUCUUCUGGGUCAAGCACCAGCCGUACUUGCAAAACAUAGGCUACAUGCUGCUCCCUCGGUACCAUUCAGACCGGCGCCCUUCAUGGAUAAAGAAAGACGGUACAAACUUGAAAGAAAAAUACUCUUGGGCGAAAUACAUCAGUCAUUUAGAUGUAAUUCGUAUGGAGGACGGCGUCAAGGUUGCUCUCCGAAGCUCACAAGAGCUAGCCAUGACAAUGCACCUCUCCUUGCCCAAACUACGCUCUGAUCCACGCAAUCACACUGUUCCGGUUCUAGGAACGAUACCGAUACCUGGCGAGGAAACGGAACGAGUGUUCGUCGUCUUGCCUGUGCUUCGCUGGUUUCACACUCCUUACUUCCACUGUCGACGGGAGUUUGCUGAUGCAUUUAGAAAAAUCUUAGAGGUAGUCGACUGGCGCUCUAUAAGUAAAACAACGGUAUUGAGUUCCCAUUCUAGAGAUGCGUGUACGCUGAACUUCCUUAUGGAUGCCACCAACCUUUACCCUAAAGGCUUUCACAUGGCCUACCAGACCAGCAUUGACGGAGUUCGACACACACUCCAUGCACGACCACGUUGCCUUGUGGCUCCCGUCAAAUACUAUAUCAUCGAUUUCGAAACUACGAGGCACUUUCCCGAGGGCAAAGAUUCUGCACGGGCUAUCAAGCUAAAGUGUCAGAUCAAAACUUUGCCGGAAUUUCUCGGCGCUCCUGCACCGUACAAUCCCUUUCGCCUGGAUGUCUAUAACGUUAGCGCUACGUUUCUCGAGUUUUGUGAGCAGUAUGCUGGUCUGGACGAAUUCAAGCCUCUCUGUCUUCAGAUGAUGGCCAAAGAUCCUACCAAGCCACCGACCACGCCAGAGAUGCUUGUGAAAUUUGAUGCAUUCAUUGGGUUGAAUUAUGAGAUAUGGAUGCGUAGUCACAUUUGGCUGGAUUACUCCUGGCAUAAGCCACCAUCUCGAUUCAUUCAGUUUCUUUGGCCGAAAUUUCCUUCUCUUUUACCGUACUUCUGAUUCUGGGAGGAUUUCUACAUGCUAUCCCAUACACUUGCAUGCAUACGUCCU
Messenger RNA from Desarmillaria tabescens, 1542 nucleotides. RefSeq lists its product as uncharacterized. Lineage: Eukaryota; Fungi; Basidiomycota; Agaricomycetes; Agaricales; Physalacriaceae. The transcript has 4 exons. Bases 1 to 1491 code for a protein of 496 amino acids. The record is from RefSeq and is a predicted model, not a curated record.